Harpegnathos saltator (Jerdon's jumping ant) is the source of this 1096-nucleotide messenger RNA. Its product is annotated as L-xylulose reductase. Gene Ontology annotation, molecular function: carbonyl reductase (NADPH) activity; L-xylulose reductase (NADPH) activity. NCBI's taxonomy places the organism in Eukaryota, Metazoa, Arthropoda, Insecta, Hymenoptera, Formicidae. Gene Ontology annotation, biological process: glucose metabolic process; xylulose metabolic process. Bases 187 to 921 code for a protein of 244 amino acids. The record is from RefSeq and is a predicted model, not a curated record. The transcript has 4 exons.
UUAUUCUUAUUGCUUGUUGCCUGGCAUUGUGCAAGGGGCCUUACCAAUUCGCUCUUAUUGACUCCUCAUCGCGUGCCAUAUUUGCGUACUGCUGUGGGAAGAAGAAAACCGUGUCAAAGAUCGGAGAUAAACACACAAAGUUCUUGGCAUCAUCGUACAAAAUACGGCAGACCACGACCGACGACCAUGAACAUCAACUUUGAGGGAAAGCGUAUUCUCGUGACAGGCGCUGGUCAAGGUAUCGGCAGGGAUCUGGCCCUGCGCCUCUCGAAGUACAAAGGACAGGUGUUUGCGCUCUCGAAAACGAAGAAGAACUUGGACAGCUUGGCUGCGACCGACCCUAAGAUUCGGACGAUCUGCGUCGAUCUUUGCGAGUGGGACGCGACCAGGAAGGCCGUACAGAGUGUCUUGCCGAUCGAUCUCCUGGUCAACAACGCCGGUGUCGCCGUACUGGCACCGUUUUUAGAUGUCACGCCCGACCAGUUCGACCUGAUUAUUAGUGUCAAUGUGAAGGCUGUGCUGAACGUAUCCCAGGUUGUGGCCGGGAGCAUGAUCGAGCGAAAAAGUGGCGGCAGCAUCGUGAACAUCUCGUCGCAGGCCAGUCAGGCAGCAUUGAAGGAUCACUCCGUUUAUUGCGCAUCCAAAAGCGCUCUUGAUAUGCUGUCGAAGGCAAUGGCUCUUGAAUUAGGUCCACACAAUAUAAGGGUCAAUACAGUUAAUCCUACUGUCAUCAUGACGGAAAUGGGGAAAUUGGGUUGGAGCGAUUCUGAGAAGGCGCAAAGUAUGCUCAGCAAAAUUCCGCUUGGUCGAUUCGGCGAAGUUGACGAGGUGGUGGAUGCUGUCGUAUACUUAUUGAGCAAUCGAAGUUCCAUGAUCAACGGGGUUAGUUUGCCUAUCGACGGUGGUUUCUUAGCCACAUAAGCAGACGUCGUAACGAUGAUUCAUCACCUUGAAGAAAGAACGUUCGAUGGGUAGGCAGACGUCUGUUCUCAAAUUUAUAACCCGAGGAGACCCCGAUGAAGUUAUACGUCCGUGGAUUCUGGAUAUGACUGUUCACAUGCUACACUUAUAAAAAAAUAAAGAAAGGAAAUAAGCA